UUAUAUUUAUUAGCUGCACAGCGAGCUCGUGAAGCUGCUCUGUCUUAUCUACUAACUAUUCAGAUAUGGCUUCCGCCUUCGCUGACCUUCCAGCAGAACUCACCGAAGCCGUGCUCGUCGUGUCCGCAGCCUCCGGGAACCCGAAUUCCAUAGCAGCGCUUUCCCAGACCAGCAAGUUCUUCUACGACCUAAUCUACCGCUGUCCAGACCAACACCUCUGGCGGGAGAUUUUCCUUACUACCUUUGAUGAUCCCAGACCAGCUCUGAAUCAUUUGAACACCAUAUCAGGUGGUCACUCUAACUUGCAGUUCAACUGGACUCGAGAAUACAUUGACCGUAUUAGCACAGCGAGGUAUAUCAGACGUCCGGUCCAAACGGCGGCCCCAGUAAGUUCGCAGUCGGACUCCCCCGCGUCAUUAUCUGUAGUGAAAGCACUACUCUCAGUCAUCACUACUUCCUUGCCCUUCCCAUCAUCCCCGCCCAUAUCUCUCACCUUCCUAACCGACUUUCCCGAGUCCAAUUCCCGUUUCGCACCCAUGAUCAAUUCUCCCCAAUUCCCACCCCUGCUUCUCCUGCUUACAGCCAAUUACAGUGCCCUGCUUGGAAGCGUCAAUGCGACGUGGCUUCAGGAUUUGUUAGAAAUCGGGUUCCCCCCUGAACUCACACGCACGCUAAUGGCAAAGUUGUCGUUCGAUGUCCAGGGUCAUGCGCCGUACCAGCCCACUCUGACCUCGGCAUCGCACUGGAGCGGGUCAGAAGUUGGCCAGCUAUUCUACAAACUCAUCUGCUGCACCGGUUUUAUACCCAUCAAGGUACCAGCACCCGAGCUCGCAGACACACCCGUUCCUGAAGCCCGGCUAGUAACAUCUACGUCGGCAUCACCAGACUCAGCAUCUGCCCCUGAUGAGAACGAAGAUAUGCCUGCCCUACCCAUCACAUGCCCACGAUUCUCGUUAUACACCCACGACAAGCAGUCUGCUGAUGCCCGCACCCUCGCACGCAGGCGUGUCUACGACAUGCGCUACCUCGGACCCGCACGCAUGUGGGGUCCCUUCCAACCAGUGCGACGCGACACCACCGAUUUCCUUAAGUCAAAUCAACUUGAUGAGGAUGAGAACGAAGACAAUGAUGAUGAGGAUGAAGACGAGGAAGACGACUUGGGUCUGAUGCACUUAGGGUUGAUGAAUGGGCGCCGCGUCCCUGAUCUGAGUCCACCAAUCAAGCCAUAUGAGCUUGUACCGGACUAUGUGUGGCUUGCGUCUGCACGUAUUGUCGUGGAGGCGAAUUUGAGGGAGGAGUUUAGGCAGUCGCCCUACCCGUCUGCGUUUUCGACGGGUGACAUUUUGCCGUAUAUGCGCAAGAUGCAUACGAUGUGCAUAGGUGGGUCGCCUGGGUAUUGGGAUGCAUGGGCAAAUAGGCCUAGGCAAGGGGAGGGAUUGGAGGGGAGUACGAAGAGCAAGCAAGGCGAAGUUGAAGGAUGGGAUUGGGCGGGUGUGAGUGGUAUUUGGAAGCGAUGUAUUUGCUGGCUUGAUUACCGAGACCUCUUGGUGCACAACGUAAGCCACAUGCAUCUGGUAAACGUACCCUCUAAUUCGACGCUACUACAGCUCGCACCCGAAAAGUUCCUCGAAGACGGUAUCCAAGAAGCUUGCCGAGUCAUACCCCUCACACCACUCAGCCCCCUCCCAACCAUCCAUGUCGAGGGUGAAUCUAUAGGAUCUGAUCGCAGUAUAGACGACUUACGCAAAGUCACUGGUACGGUGAGCAUAAUCAGCGAUGGAGCUAUUCGAUGGCAGAUGGUAUCUACUGUAGCGGGGUCAAGUGAGCCAGAGUGGUCGUCAGAGGCGAUUCAAAUUGGGGGGCCGGGUGCGGCGGUUGGGUUUUUGGGGAUGUGGACGGGGGCGAUGCAUGAAAGGCCGGACCCGCUUGGUCCAUUUUGGGCUUGGAAGGUCGCGUGAAACGGGCCUGCAGCAGCAGGUUGUGUGUGGAUGGGCGAUUA
Suillus subaureus is the source of this 1999-nucleotide messenger RNA. RefSeq lists its product as uncharacterized. Gene Ontology annotation, molecular function: protein binding. The coding region runs from base 66 to 1958 and encodes 630 amino acids. NCBI's taxonomy places the organism in Eukaryota, Fungi, Basidiomycota, Agaricomycetes, Boletales, Suillaceae. The transcript is spliced from 6 exons. The record is from RefSeq and is a predicted model, not a curated record.